AUGGCUGAAGAGCAGCAGCAAAUUUCUCAAGGGCAGGAUGACUUUAAGCAAGAGGACAACGCGCCAAUUAAUGUCAAGGUUGUAAGCUCAACUGGGGACGAGGUUUUCUUCAAAAUCAAGCGCAACACCAAGUUGAGCAAGCUUCAAGGCGCUUAUGCUACCAAAGUCGGCAAGGAUGUGGGCAGCAUUCGAUUUUUGUAUGACGGAUCGAGAAUCAACGACGAUGAUACGCCUGCAAGCCUCGACAUGGAGGACAACGAUACGAUCGAUGUGAUGGUAGAACGU
Molecule: messenger RNA, 285 nt
Organism: Suillus subalutaceus
Lineage: Eukaryota; Fungi; Basidiomycota; Agaricomycetes; Boletales; Suillaceae
Product: small ubiquitin-related modifier
Exons: 4
Biological process (GO): protein sumoylation
Cellular component (GO): nucleus; septin ring
Molecular function (GO): protein tag activity; ubiquitin-like protein ligase binding
Source: RefSeq, a predicted model, not a curated record